Messenger RNA from Populus trichocarpa (black cottonwood), 1301 nucleotides. Its product is annotated as bifunctional dTDP-4-dehydrorhamnose 3,5-epimerase/dTDP-4-dehydrorhamnose reductase. Lineage: Eukaryota; Viridiplantae; Streptophyta; Magnoliopsida; Malpighiales; Salicaceae. Gene Ontology annotation, cellular component: methionine adenosyltransferase complex. Gene Ontology annotation, molecular function: methionine adenosyltransferase regulator activity. Gene Ontology annotation, biological process: S-adenosylmethionine biosynthetic process. The record is from RefSeq and is a predicted model, not a curated record. Bases 106 to 1014 code for a protein of 302 amino acids. The transcript has 2 exons.
ACACUCUUUCUCACGUACACAAAUACACACACAUUUGUGUAGUAUCAUCCCCAGAUCCAAAAUCAUUCACGCUUCAUCCAUCCCUUCCUCUCCUCUCUCAAAAAAAUGGGAUUCGAAUCUUCGAACGGCACAGCAUCACCAAAACUGCUCAAAUUCCUCAUCUACGGACGUACUGGCUGGAUCGGUGGACUCUUAGGCAAGCUUUGCCAAUCCCAGGGCAUCGACUUCACCUAUGGUUCCGGUCGCCUUGAAAACCGACCCUCCCUCGAAGCCGACCUGGUUGCCGUUAAUCCCACUCAUGUUUUCAACGCUGCCGGCGUUACUGGCAGGCCUAACGUCGAUUGGUGCGAAUCCCAUAAAGUCGAGACCAUACGAACCAAUGUGGUCGGCACACUGACGUUGGCUGACCUUUGCAGGGAGAAAGGUUUGGUCUUGAUUAAUUAUGCUACGGGCUGUAUCUUUGAGUAUGAUUCGAGCCAUCCUCUCGGGUCGGGUAUUGGGUUCAAGGAGGAGGAUACUCCGAACUUUAUCGGUUCUUUCUAUUCCAAGACUAAGGCCAUGGUAGAGGAUUUGCUCAGGAAUUAUGAAAAUGUUUGCACAUUGCGUGUCAGAAUGCCCAUUUCAUCUGAUUUAGCCAACCCUCGCAAUUUCAUCACAAAGAUCACUCGAUAUGAGAAGGUAGUGGACAUUCCAAACUCGAUGACAAUCUUGGAUGAACUCCUUCCCAUCUCCAUCGAGAUGGCAAAGAGAAACCUUACUGGGAUCUAUAACUUUACAAAUCCUGGAGUGGUUAGUCACAAUGAGAUUUUAGAAAUGUAUCGGGAUUACAUUGACCCCGAUUUCACAUGGAAAAACUUCACUCUUGAGGAGCAAGCAAAGGUAAUAGUUGCCCCAAGGAGCAACAAUGAGCUUGAUACUGCCAAAUUGAAGCAGGAAUUCCCUGAGCUCUUGCCAAUAAAAGAGUCCCUUAUCAAGUAUGUCUUCAAGCCAAAUCAGAAGACAGCUGCUGCUUGAUGCCACCAAAGGGAAGUCAUGGAUGAACUGUUGUCCAUUAAGAAGUUCUUCGUUAUUUAUGUGUUCAAGCCGAAUGAAAAUGUCACAGGUGCUUGAGUUUUUUACGUUUGGAUAUUUUUGGUGUUUUCCUUGUUUCCAUAUAUUAAAAAUUGCUCAUGUGGGCUCAUUUGAUCUUUCCACCUUAGAGGUUCUUCUCAAAUGACAUGCAUAUUCCACCAUUUGUAUCUCUAUCUUGUAUUUGCAACUUGAUGAUGAAUAAAUUGGUUAGAGGUGAAUUGAUUUAUCAA